AGGGGAAGUUUCUAGUGUGUUUAUGGGCAAAGAAGGGAAGAUGAUAGGUUUAGUAAUACUGUUAAAGUGAAGAAGAAGAAGUUGAGUUGAAGAAGACGAGGAAGCCUAUGAAGAAGUCUUUUACUAGUGGUGAGAAUGACAGCAUUGAGAGUGAGGCUUUACAUAUAAUUGAUAGGGCUGCAUUUAAACCAUUGGAACAACUGGAUGAUGUUUAUGAUAAGCCAAGAAUUACAAGGGUGGAUAUGGAAGAGAGGAUUCAACUAGCUAAAUGUCUCAAUGGUGCAGAUAUUGACAUGCCUGAGUGGAUGUUUUCUAAAAUGAUGCGAAGUGCCAAGAUUAGAUUCUCAGAUCAUUCAGUGCUGAGGAUCAUCCAGAUAUUGGGUAAGCUGGGAAACUGGAGGCGUGUGCUUCAAGUCAUUGAGUGGAUUCAGUUGCGCGAGCGCUUCAAAUCGCAUAAGCUAAGAUUCAUUUACACAACUGCACUUAAUGUGCUUGGAAAGUCGAGGAGGCCUGUGGAGGCACUCAACUUGUUUCAGUCUAUGCAGCAACAAAUGUGCACAUAUCCAGAUCUUGUAGCUUAUCGUUGUAUUGCUGUCACUCUUGGACAAGCAGGACACAUGAAGGAACUUUUUCAUGUAAUAGAUUGCAUGAGGUCUCUUCCGAAAAAGAAGUUCAAGACCGGUUUUCUUCAAAAAUGGGAUCCUCGAUUGGAGCCAGAUGUUGUUGUCUACAAUGCAGUUCUAAAUGCUUGUGUGAAGCGCAAAAAUUGGGAAGGUGCAUUCUGGGUGUUGCAGCAGCUAAAGCAACAAGGCCAGCCUCCCUCGAGCACGACAUAUGGUCUAGUCAUGGAGGUGAUGCUUGCAUGCGGAAAGUACAACUUGGUUCAUGAUUUUUUCAGGAAAAUGCAAAAAACAUGUAUUCCAAAUUCCUUAACUUACAAAGUUCUUCUGAACACUUUGUGGAGGGAAGGUAAAAUUGACGAAGCAAUAUUAGCUAUUGAAGAAAUGGAAAGGCGAGGAAUUAUUGGUACCGCCAGUUUGUACUAUGACCUGGCUCGUUGCCUUUGUAGUGCCCAAAGGUGUCAAGAGGCACUAAUGCAAAUCGACAAAUUAUGCAGAGUUGCAAAUAAGCCUUUGGUGGUGACGUUUACUGGAUUGAUUCAAGCAUGUGUUGAUUCUGGUGAUGCUAAAAAUGGAGCAUAUAUCUUUGAACAUAUGCAGAAAUUCUGUUCUCCAAACUUGGUUACCUAUAAUAUAAUGCUGAAGGCCUUCCUGAAUCAAGGGAUGUUUGAAGAAGCAAAGCAGUUGUUUCUGAGAUUACUAGAAAACAGCCACAAUAUAAAUAGUAAAUCAGACUACAAAGAAAAGGUUACACCAGAUCUUUACACAUUUAACACGAUGCUGGAGGGAUGUGCUGCAGAAGAGAAGUGGGACGAUCUUGAGUGGGUAUAUGUAGAGAUGUUAAAAUCUGGUUACCACUUCAAUUCAAAACGUCAUCUUCAAAUAAUAUUGGAUGCCAGCAGUGCUGGAAAGGGAGAACUCUUGGAGAUGGUCUGGAUGCAUUUGGUUCAGGGAGAUCAGAUUCCGCCAUUCCUGCUGAUUAGCCAAAUGUUUCGCAUAAAACUGGAGCAACGUAACUUCACUGCGGCUCUCUCUUGCUUUGCUUGCCAUCCUUCUAUUAACUCGCAGGCAUUUUCCACCAAGUGGUGGUUAAAGUUCUUCGCGGACAACGUUCAUAGCUUGGAGAAGGAUACGUUUGUCAAGCUGAUGCACUCUGCGAAUUCAUUGGUUGCCAGAACCGAUGCCCAAAAUCUCAUACUCCAAAAUCUAAAGCUAUCCUGUAUGGAAUUUUUAAGCCAGCAGAUGGCAUCUAAUGAACUUAGUUUAACAGAAGUAGCUGAUAGAACUCAUUGCACAAGCACAACAGCUUUUGUAUAUUAACUAACAUCUAUAUCUAUAGUGCAUGUUAUCUCGUCAGUGUAAAUGUAAAGCAAGAGGAAGGCUAAAUUUGAACUCAAUGUUUCUAAUUUUUUAUAUUUCAAUCUUGAUUAUCACACCAAGGCCUCCUUGGCCUUCUUUUA
Messenger RNA from Coffea arabica (coffee), 2080 nucleotides. RefSeq names its product pentatricopeptide repeat-containing protein At1g30610, chloroplastic-like. Gene Ontology annotation, cellular component: chloroplast. Gene Ontology annotation, biological process: chloroplast organization. The record is from RefSeq and is a predicted model, not a curated record. NCBI's taxonomy places the organism in Eukaryota, Viridiplantae, Streptophyta, Magnoliopsida, Gentianales, Rubiaceae. Gene Ontology annotation, molecular function: protein binding.